UCACCUCUAUGGGAAACAAAGUGGACAUGUACACUUCGUCCCGACCCAGCUCGCCAGCUCUCUCUCUGUAUCCUCUCCCAAAUCCCACCCUUUCCCCGACCUCUCUCUCCUAGUUUCCUCCGUCCUCUCCCCCUCUAACGGAUCUAGUCUCAUCGAGCACCAUGAACCGCAGUGAGGAGAAAUACUCGAAGACUAGUGCCACCUCCGGCUCCUGAUGGUCGAGCUGCAGUGAGCCAUCUCUGCCAUCCCGGAUUUGGAAAGCGGCCAUCGCUGGCAGAAGCCCCGGCCAUUUGGAACUCCUCAAGGAAGUGCCAGGCCAAAGGAGAACCUGAUCUAUUCCAUGGAGAUUGGAUCAAGGCAUGGAAAUUGUGUUGAUAUUUCAUAGCUUAGAUCCGUAGCAUUUGUUUCCUUUUUUCUUCUUCUUAUUUAUAGAAAUGGAUAUGAGAGAUACCCGUGCUUGUUCCGUGAUUGUUCCUUCUUCCUAAUCUUAAUUGCCAAUCUGAUUCUCCCUCUUUGUUUCCUUACAUAAAUAUUGUUGAUCCAGAAAAAUUCGUCAUCGUUUCUUCAUAGUCUCUCUCUGAUUCUUGAUGCGUGGUGCGCUUCAAGUUGGAUUUGAUGCAUGUUUUCUUUCUUAAGCAAUUCAGAUCAGCCAAAGGAGAUCUGUACAUGAUCCAAAACUUUUGGACCAAAACACGUACAGUGAUAAAUGGGAGGUCUGUUAUGGAAAAGGGAGGGCCUUUCUGUCACGAAUUUGAUAUUGGUCAGGGUGUGUUUUGCAAAGUGCAGAAGUCCUUUGCACGAAUCUUAAAGCAUUAGUGAAUGUUCAAGAUAGGCCCGGGACUCCCACGUAUAUGUAGAGGAUGAUUUCCGCCUCCAUUCCCGCUUCUCUUCUCUAAAGUCUAAACCCUCGAGAAACCCUCGCCCCCCAUGGCCGCAUCGGCGUCGGCGCCGGGCGCCGAGCCCCAGAAGCAGCUCCUGUCCAUCAUCCGCGACUUCGCCGCCGACAAGUCCCACGGCGAGCGCACGGUGUCGGGCCUGAAGCGGCGCCUCGACGACGUGCUCGCGGCGGCCGACGCGGCCACGGCGGAGCUCGAGGCCGCCAAGCGCGCGCGGGAGGCCGCGGAGACGGACCUGCGCGGGAGCCAGGUGCAGGCCUCCAUCGCCGCCGCGACCAUCCAGGCGCUCGAGGCCACCAUCUCGCAUCUCCAGGAGGAGAUCGCCAAGGUGGGCUCCCAGCUGGAGGAGCUUAAGAGCAAGGAAGACAGUGAGAGAGACGAGUUCAUCAGCCAGAUGGUUGAAAUGAAUGCAAGGAUAAGGCAAUUUCAACAGAUGGCUUCUGUUGAAUUAGCAAGGAAAUGCUCUGAAGUGUCAGCAGAUGUUGAGCAAGGCAAUGCAGCAGACUGUAAUCAAGGCAAUGGAACAGAUGGUCAUAAUGUGAGCGACAAGAAUGAAACUGCUGAAUCAGAAGAUAUGGUGACAGAUCUGGCUGAUAAGUUGAGCAAUAUUGAGGCUGAGCUGCAUGCCUUGGAGGAAGAGUAUCAAAAGGAUCUGCUUGAUCAUAAACAGGUCUGUCAGGAACUGGCUGAUGUCCAAGCAAACAGAGCUCUAAUAGAGGCUGUGAUGGAUGAGACGAAGCAGUUGCAGGAGGUCGGGGGGCGCAUGGCGGAAAUGGAGAAAUUGCUCAAUUCAGUCGCUGAGGAGCUGCAGAGGCGGUACAUGUGCCCUGGCUGCGGUACCAACAACAUGGGUGGGAUGGAGGAGGAGGCGGCGCGGACGUCUUCCAACUAACUAGACAGCUCAGAGCUUGAUGUACAUUGGCAGCAUCAGUAGGUUGGUAUGGGCUCCAGUAAAAGUUGUUGGUUGAUCAUCCGGCUAUACCCUUUGGCAGAGAUCGUUGCAUACGAUUACAGUGAAGCCACUAGAACAUUGUUUUAACGCCUUCUGUGAUCAGUACAAAUACAUGGCUUGUAUCUGUUUCUUGGAUGUACAUCGAAUGGGUCAAUAGCAAGAAACCCUCUUUUUUCCUCU
Molecule: messenger RNA, 2028 nt
Organism: Lolium perenne
Lineage: Eukaryota; Viridiplantae; Streptophyta; Magnoliopsida; Poales; Poaceae
Source: RefSeq, a predicted model, not a curated record